AUGUAUGAGGGGAAAUUGUUUAAUUGCAACGCACUGAUCAUUUGUUGUUGUCAUUUAAUCAAAAAUAUCUCUGACGAUGCUCAUAAAUAUUACAAAGAAAAUGGAAUGAAGAUGACAAAUGGCUCUUUGGCGUGCUUGACAACUGCGUGUAUCUCUCCAGCUUUCAACAUAACCACCACGGAAUGUCUGGACAAAUGGUUCACUGCAGUUACAACGGUGUUGUUGUCACCCAGCAAGACUGGAGAUGUGGAUGAUGCUAUGGAGAUCUUGAAGCAGCUCAAUGAUGAUAAUCCAAGUGGUCUAGUUGAUGAUCUAAUCACAAAACAAAAAAAUGUUACAUUAGAUGAACAAAUAAGAGAUGCUAAGACGUUUUACCGGUACAAAGAUUCCAAAUUUUUGUCCCGUUUUGAAAAUAUAGUUGUUCGGGUAAAAGAAACAUUACAAAUGUGUUCUAGUUUUGAAGAAAAUCCAUUGUAUAGCGUUGGAUUUCACAAUGAUAUCAUGGGGUCUAUCAUUCCGGUGAUUCCAAUGUGGACAGGCGUGAUGCGGUUCAAAGUAUAUGGGUCCACAGAUAGAGCAAGCAAUGCUCCAGCAGAGAGUUGGUUUGGAGAUUUAAAAACCAACAAAAAAUGUCGGCGAAUGAAAUGUGGAAGAUUUGUUCAACUUACUAGAAGUAUUAUAUUGAGUAAAUGUAAAGAAGUACUGCUAGAUAUACCUUCAAAUUAUUGUUCACUUCCUCCGGUCCAAAAUAAACAAAAGAAAACUGCAAAAAUAGAAUGUACAUCAUUUAUUAGUUUGGUUUCGUCAUCAUCUGAUGAUAACGAGGAAAAAGAACAUUGGGGACCUAGAAAGAAAAAAACGGGUUUCUACUUCCAGUUUCAUUUAAAAGCUGCAACAAAGAAACUUCAGACACAGAUAGUUAUAAAGCAUUCAUCCCCGAUAGAUAAUAUAAAAGAUGAUAGGAUUUGUAUUUCACCGAAUGUAAAUUUGCUCUUACUUGAUUCCCAAAAAAACAGAUGA
Macrosiphum euphorbiae (potato aphid) is the source of this 1020-nucleotide messenger RNA. NCBI's taxonomy places the organism in Eukaryota, Metazoa, Arthropoda, Insecta, Hemiptera, Aphididae. The record is from the annotation of a GenBank genome assembly.